CAUUAUGGAAACAGGAAACGGUUCGGAUCUCAUCAACAGCCCCAUGAUGUGUGAGUGUCGCGUGUUGUGCUUGCUGAUGGUGUUGCUGAUCGCCCUGGAAUCAUCGUCAGCUUUGAUUGCACCCAAAAGCGACGUCGACGUCAACCCCAUUUGCAAGACAACGACGGAGACGCUGAUUCCCCACCUCACUGAGUGUGCCCAGUACUACAACUGUAGCGCACCUGCCAUGACUAUACAUGGCAGACCCUGGGAGAAGAACCGCCAGGAAUGUCCCUUCCCGGAGCUGUACAACCCUGAUACACAGAGAUGUGAGCACUACAGCAUGGUCACGUGUGGCAGUAGAACAGAGCCCCUGGGGAAGUGCGAGUAUGCCCGGUACGCGUGUCUUGGGGGAAAGGACUGUGGGCCUCCCUGUUACAUCCACAGCCCCAGCUGCAGGAACCGCCCCGACGGCCUUAACCCCUACGCAAAUCGACCAAUGUCUGGCCACUACGUUGUAUGCGUUAAUCAGCGACUGGUCUACACUGACGUGUGCAACGGUACCAUCUUUGACGCAAAACUGCGUGCCUGCAAAUGUUCCUAAAACAAAUAUGUAAUUUUAACAACAAUGGGCAAAGGAAAUUAAAGAGUUUGUCAACAA
Messenger RNA from Haliotis rufescens (red abalone), 640 nucleotides. RefSeq lists its product as uncharacterized. Gene Ontology annotation, cellular component: extracellular region. Gene Ontology annotation, molecular function: chitin binding. The transcript has 4 exons. The record is from RefSeq and is a predicted model, not a curated record. NCBI's taxonomy places the organism in Eukaryota, Metazoa, Mollusca, Gastropoda, Lepetellida, Haliotidae. Bases 5 to 583 code for a protein of 192 amino acids.